Molecule: messenger RNA, 4085 nt
Organism: Acanthochromis polyacanthus (spiny chromis)
Lineage: Eukaryota; Metazoa; Chordata; Actinopteri; Pomacentridae
Gene: vldlr
Product: very low density lipoprotein receptor
Exons: 20
Coding region: 402-2993 (863 amino acids)
Molecular function (GO): calcium ion binding; protein binding
Source: RefSeq, a predicted model, not a curated record
AAACACUGAACUGGAGACUGACGGAGGAGAAAAAACCCAGAAACCCUCCUCAGCUGAGACUGUCUCCGGUGCAGCAGCUCAGACGAACCGGUCGCCGCUCGGUACCGUCACAUUCCCGUAGAAUGGAUUCGAGCACGAGACGGCAGAACGGGAGCCCGCGCGGCCCGCACGGCGCGCGGCUGUAGGAGUGAACGGCUUCAUAAGGGCGCGUGGCGUGAGCGGCUCCGUUUCCCCUCCGCCGCUCUCCGGUGUCCGAACCGGGAUUUCUGCUGUGGCGUCGGUGCGAGCUGCCCUGCCGUGUGUGUGUGCGCGCGCGUGAGAGUGUGCGUGUGAGUGUGUGUGUUAAAGAGCAGGCAGGCCACGAGCGCUCAGCUAGCAAACCGAGCGUUACACCGCCAGAGAUGGUCACGUCCACACCGGGGAUCCUCCUGCUGCUCGUGUGUCUCCAGCACCGGUUUAUUAACGUCCACGGUACUAAGACAGAAUGUGAAGCCAGUCAGUUUCAGUGUGGAAACGGCCGCUGCAUCCCGUCCGUGUGGCAGUGUGACGGAGACGAGGACUGCACCGACGGCAGCGACGAGAACUCGUGUGUCAAGAAGACUUGUGCAGAGGUGGACUUUGUGUGCCAAAAUGGCCAGUGUGUUCCGAAGAGGUGGCACUGCGACGGGGAGCCGGACUGCGAGGACGGGUCAGACGAGAGCUUAGAAAUCUGCCACAUGAGGACAUGCCGAAUGAACGAGUUCAGCUGUGGAGCAGGAACCACCCAGUGUAUCCCCAUCUUCUGGAAGUGUGACGGAGAGAAGGACUGUGACAGCGGAGAGGACGAAGUCAACUGUGGUAACAUCACCUGUGCCCCCAACGAGUUCACGUGCGCCAGCGGUCGUUGCAUCUCCCGGAACUUCGUGUGUAACGGCGAGGACGACUGUGGCGACGGCUCGGAUGAGGUGGAAUGCGCUCUGUCCUCCUGUAGUCCCAGCGAGUUCCAGUGUGGAAACUCGUCGUGCAUCCCGGCCAGCUGGGUUUGUGACGACGACGUGGACUGCCAGGACCAGUCAGAUGAGUCUCCGACUCGAUGCGGUCGCCACCCGACGCCGCCGGCCAAGUGUUCGUCCAGCGAGAUGCAGUGCCGCUCAGGAGAGUGCAUUCACAAGAAGUGGAGGUGUGAUGGAGAUCCUGACUGCAAGGACGGCAGUGACGAGGCCAACUGUCCUGUUCGCACCUGUGGGCCGGAUCAGUUCAAAUGCGACGAUGGAAACUGUAUCCUGGGCAGCCGACAGUGCAACGGCCUCAGAGACUGCUCAGACGGAUCGGAUGAAGCCAACUGCAAAAACAUGACUCAGUGUAACGGACCGGAGAAGUUCAAGUGUCGCAGCGGGGAAUGCAUCGAAAUGAGCAAAGUGUGCAACAAGGCCAGAGACUGUCCUGACUGGAGUGAUGAACCCAUCAAGGAAUGCAAUCUGAAUGAGUGUCUCCUAAACAAUGGUGGCUGCUCCCAUAUCUGCAAAGACAUGGUGAUUGGCUUCGAGUGUGACUGCACCCCUGGACUCCAGCUUAUAGACCACAAGACCUGCGGAGACAUAAACGAGUGUCUGAAUCCUGGCAUUUGCAGUCAGAUCUGCAUCAACCUGAAGGGAGGAUACAAGUGUGAAUGCCACAACGGCUACCAGAUGGAUCCGACCACCGGCGUCUGCAAGGCUGUCGGUAAGGAGCCCUGCCUGAUCUUCACUAACCGACGAGAUAUCCGCCGCCUGGGUCUGGAGAGGAAGGAGUACACCCAGAUCGUGGAGCAGCAGAGGAACACCGUGGCUCUGGACGCUGACUUUAACCAGCAGAUGAUUUUCUGGGCCGACCUGGGCCAGAAGGCCAUUUAUAGCACCGUGCUGGAUAAACGUGGGGACGUCGGCAGCCACAAGAAGGUGAUCGACAACGUCCAGAUCCCGGUGGGAAUCGCCGUGGACUGGAUUUACAAGAACCUGUACUGGUCCGAUCUCAGCACCAAAACCAUUUCCGUCGCCAACUUCAACGGCACCAAGCAGAAAGUUCUGUUCAACCGCGGCCUCAAAGAACCGGCCUCCAUCGCUGUGGAUCCGCUGUCCGGGUUUUUAUAUUGGUCUGAUUGGGGCGAACCAGCUAAGAUUGAGAAAUCUGGUAUGAACGGAGUGGACCGACAAGUUCUGGUGGCGACAGAUAUCCAGUGGCCCAAUGGAAUCACUCUAGAUUUGAUCAAAGGCAGGUUGUACUGGGUCGACUCCAAGCUGCACAUGCUCUGUAGCGUCGACCUGAACGGGGACAACAGGAAGAAAGUGCUCCAGUCUUCAGAGUAUCUGGCUCAUCCCUUCGCUCUCACUGUUUUUGAGGAUCGAGUCUUCUGGACAGACGGUGAGAAUGAAGCCAUCUACGGUGCGAACAAGUUCACCGGAUCCGAUGUGGUGACGCUGGCCAGCAACCUGAACGACCCCCAGGACAUCAUCGUUUACCACGAGCUGAUUCAGCUGUCAGGCACGAACUGGUGCACGGAGAAAGGUGAAAAUGGAGACUGCAGCUACAUGUGCCUGCCUGCACCGCAAAUCAACAAACACUCCCCCAAAUACACCUGUGUGUGUCCAGAGGGUCAGGAGCUGGCUGCCGACGGCCUCCGCUGCAGACCUGACCCUUCUACCAAAGGUCCCGCAAAGGAUGAUGGGAAAGCUCUAAUACAACCACCCCAAGAAGCCAACAUCAGCACAUCCAUCCAGGUGAACUCUACAGCCAAAGGAUCUGCUGCUGCCUGGGCCAUACUGCCAGUCUUGCUGCUGGCGAUGGCGGCAGCAGGCGGCUACCUGAUGUGGAGAAACUGGCAGCUGAAGAACCAGAAGAGCAUGAACUUCGACAACCCCGUCUACCUGAAGACCACAGAAGAAGACCUCAACAUCGACAUCACCCGGCACGGCGCCAACGUGGGACACACCUACCCCGCGAUUUCGAUAGUGAGCACAGACGACGAUUUAUCCUGAUCGUGUUGGGGUUGUUUGUUUUUUUCCUCCUCCUUCUGUUUUUUGUUUACGGCAGCCCUUAGCGUCGUUACCGUGCUGACGGUUGUCCGUAGCAGCAGAAGCCCUUACAGUUACGACCACACGCCUUCUGAAGUGCAUUAUGUCAUUACGCGUGGCGAAGAGGAAACGUUAUUUAUUAUGUGAAUACUUCAACAAAUUUACGUGUCACAACUGUUUUCACUCCGCGUCCAAAGCGUUGUUAUUUUUGGGCCACAUUUUUCCGCCCUGCUUUUUAAAGGAGUCCGACGGAGAGGGAUGAAUUUCCACAAUUUAAUCGCCUCUUUUGGGGCUUUUGUGUCCACAAUGAAUGGGGAAAUAGAGGCAGGAUUUCUCCGGAUAAUGUAUGAACUCUGAGCUCUCAGAACUCAACAUGGCAAAUAUCUGAACAUAUUGUGGGACUUGAGGGUCAACGUGAGGCGUCAACGGGGAAAAUUUGGUCCAAACUUUAUUUCUUGCUUCCUGAUCUAACAUUCAGAUGUGAAUAUUUAUGUACGAUCAUGUUUUGGGCAGUAAUAUCUAAAAGCAAAUGUAAGUUUUCUUUUACUUUCUGUUCAUUUCUGUGUAUUAUUUCCAUCAGUACCUCCUGGAGUGCAUUCCUUCAAACUGUCAGUAUUAUUAUUAUUAUUAUUAUUAUUAUUAUUAUUAUUAUUGAAGCUGUGUAAAAAUCACCACGGUUACAGCAUUUGUAAACAAUGUACAUAACACAUCACCCCUCAGAGACAUGACCGUCAAUCAGGACACUCUUCAAUGCACUUUGAUCAAAUGUUUCCUUGUGUAAAUAAGAUUGUAUACGUUUGACUUGAAAUCAAUUUUUUGCUAUGGUUGGGCAUCGUACCUGGGUUAGAGUUCAGAUGUAUUUAAGAAGCCAGAAAAGAUAAAAAGAAAAAAAACACAACACAACUGGAUUUGGUAAAACUAUUUUGUAUGUUUGUGUGCUGUUGCUGUGAACUUUUUCUAGCCAUGUACAGUGAGGGGGAAACACGAUUAAAAAGCUCUGUAUCUGUGAAGAAAACUGAUUCGCAAACCACUUCGGAAUUAAAACCUAAUCCACGA